CAGUGACAUAGUUUUUAGACAGAUAAAGCAGUAUAAAUGUGGUAGUGCUAAAAAGUUUAAAAUCAAACGGUUCGACGCCACCGUCUUAUCGAGGGUUACGUUGAAUAGGUUGUCGAUGUGUCAGUGAGGCUUCCGGCGAAGAAGGACACGGACCACCACCUCGGAUAUCGUAAGUUUCUGGAUCUCUACCCCUACCGAUUGAGUGGCGAACCCUACAUACAGAAAAUGCUAGGACCGUUCUGUCAGAAGCAUUUUACGUUAAAACAAUUUUAUCCAGUACACGAUGAUCCCCACACGUUUAUUUAUUCACAGUGGCAGCGCGACAAAUCAAAGCCAAACCUGCUCUAUCUGACAUAUCGCACCAUAAUGGCCCUACUAUUUCUAGUAACCUGGUUGAUAACUAUCUUUAGAGAAAGUGAAGGUGGAAUAUGGCCUAUAUUCCUCACAAACUGGGGCUACACGGUCUGUACCACGCAGGCUGUGAUGGCAUUUGGUAUACUAGCAACUUACGUUCUGGCCCCCCGUUUCAAAAAGUUGCCUAAUUUGAGAGAAAAUACACUGAAAGCGUACCCUGUGUACUGGGUUCUGUAUACCAUAGCGACUCCGUUGGCUUUUGGCAUCACCUUCAUGUACUGGGUCGUUAUAUAUGAUGCCAAAAAAAUGACAUUUGAUGCUAUGAACUACUUUGUCCAUGGAAACAAUUCCAUAAUGAUGAUGAUCGACUUGUGGAUAGUAUCGCAGCCUACUAGAAUUUUACAUUUCGUGUACCCCGCAGUUUUAGGGAUAAUGUACACCAUAUUCAGUAUUAUUUAUUAUGUCGAAGGAGGAACUACAAAGGAUGGGUCAAAAUGCAUAUACAAGAUCCUGGACUGGGAGAAGCCCAUGCCGACAGCGCUAACCUGUCUGGGAGUUACAGUGUUUCUUAUACUGUUACACCUUGUAGUGUUCCUCAUAUACAAAGUGCGGAUCACCCUGUAUGAGAGAUGUUUUUCGUCGAAGCAGGACACGCCAUCGGGUUUGACCGAAACUAAGAGACAAGCCGCAUAUGUGAAUGAAGGAAUGUCGCAUGACGUCGUAUGAUCCUAAAUCAUACCCAGAUUACGACCUCCCACUCGUCUUAAAGGCUUGGUUUCACACACAAAAAUUUAAUUCAGUUGAUAAGAAAAAAACGAUUGUGUGUUAAGUUUGUGUAAAAAAUAUUUUUUUACUUGGGAAAACAUAUAUACAGGGUGUCCAUGAAAUAUAUAACAUUUUUUUUAGACGGAUAUAAUGAUUGGCAGUUUUGUACUUUUUAAAGGUGAUGUUUAAUAUUAUUUAUUACCAUUGAGUAUUAUUAUUAGUAUACAGUGAACACAAAAUAUUGUUCAUUUACUUACUGACAUUUUAUCUAUGUCUUGGUAUACCAGAAAUGGCAUUUCACAUCCUGCUCGUUGUUUGUCAGAGUACACAAAUAAAUAUUCUUUACUUUCACAUUUACCUAAUCCAAAUGUGAUAGUAAAUUUUUUAUUAUCCACAUAUUAUAAUGUGAAUUUUACUUUUCAUGUGGUUGUUCACUUCCAGCAAUGAUUUUGCAUAUGCCCUGUAAUUAUUGCCCGCUAUACACUGUCGAAAAUAAUAAGAUUUUUGUAUUUUUCGUUUUUUUUUUACUGUGAAGCACUCCGAAAUUUUUUACUUUACCACUAAACAUAGGAUUUUUUGAACGUCAGGUAGCUGACAGCAUCAAACCCCUUUGUAAACUAAAUAAAUCUUUUUGGACUGAUUCUAAAGAACGUAAAUUGGCACUGUAAAAUUAUCAACAUUAGCUGUGUUUGGUGUCAGGUUUAAUAAGAAACUUGCAAAAGUUUAGAUUUCUGUUAAUGGUAUAAGGUGUUUGGCAUUUUGAUUUUCACAGUAUUUGAAUCAAAUGAAUUUAAUUCCACAUUUUAAGAAAAGUUUUAUUGAUGAACUUUUAGUUUAGUCUCUGAACCAAACGCAGCUAGUGACCUAUAUUAGAAAGUUGUUAUGGGGCCUGAAAGCUCUACAAGUGAACAAAUAUAUUAAAUGCAUACUGUUAAUGUAAUAAAAAAAACUGGUUGGUUAUAUGCAAAAGAAUUUAUGACGUCCGAUUUUAAUAUGUCACCAAAACUUCCUAUGCUUAGAUAUUGCGAGUGUACUGUACUGAUAUUUGUUCCUGAAGUUGUUAUAUAA
Molecule: messenger RNA, 2187 nt
Organism: Anoplophora glabripennis (Asian longhorned beetle)
Lineage: Eukaryota; Metazoa; Arthropoda; Insecta; Coleoptera; Cerambycidae
Product: protein rolling stone-like
Exons: 6
Coding region: 226-1080 (284 amino acids)
Cellular component (GO): membrane
Source: RefSeq, a predicted model, not a curated record